Molecule: messenger RNA, 4947 nt
Organism: Babesia ovata
Lineage: Eukaryota; Apicomplexa; Aconoidasida; Piroplasmida; Babesiidae
Exons: 2
Coding region: 1-4947 (1648 amino acids)
Source: RefSeq, a predicted model, not a curated record
AUGGCGUUUUUGUGUGGAGUGCUUAGUGGAGUGAAGGAUGAUAAUAACGUUACAACAUACAAUAAAUACAUUAAAUUAACAGAUAAUCAAAAUGAUUUACAUACUGUCCUUCAGGAUCUCCAAUCUUCCAUUGGCCAGGGACGCAGUGUCUUUGGUGAUCAGGUUGGAAAGGUGGACACGUCAACUUUUCAAGUUACCCAUGAAUUAAAUGGGCUUAAGAAGGAUUUAGAAGGUAAGUACACUGAACAGAUUCAUAAUACGCAGGGACUUCAAGAACAGCUCAAGGAGUGGAAGACUACACUAACUCACAUAGAGACUGACGUUGAACAUAUAAAAAGUAAUGUUGAUAGAUUAGAUAAACCGUUGCACAGUAGCAUCACACAUAAAAUAGAACCACUUAGCGCGGCAGUGAGAUUGUUGCUUAACUCUGCAAAGAGCGUGGGCUUAGAGCAUCAGGUGCUUAAGGUUGAUCAUGAGUUGGUGAGGCAACAGAAUGACGUAAUCAAGGCAAUUGAUGUGGAAAGCCAUAAGGUGCAGAUGAAGUUAAGGGAAGAGUUUCAGAAGAUUAAAAACUAUAUGAGUGGUCUUUACAGACUACAUACUGAGCACUUUAAGGAUCUGAAGAAUCGUGUGGAAUCGCUGUAUGACAAGACACAAAUGCUUUUUGCCGGGUUUAAUGCGGAUUAUAAAGAAUGCAUUUCGCGGUCUUUUGACCACAUAAAAUUGCAAAUAACGGACAUUGAUAAGAGUAGAAAUCCUGAUAAAAAUAUGUGUAAGCUUAGAUCGGAAAUUGACGCCUCCAAAUUCAAUCUUCUUGGAAUGGAAAAUGUUCUGGGCAAUUAUAUGGACGAGUUGGAGAGGUGGAUGGAGAUGACCAAAAUGUUCAUCGAUGAGGCGGAACACAAGUAUGUAAAGAAAAUAAUAGAAAAGGAUACGGGCUUUCAAACUCGGGAAACACUUGAAACUAUUGCAACUAAAGUGUUGGAGCAGAAGAAUAUGGCUCUGAAUGAUUACAUUAAGACGGAUAUAAGAGAUGAGCUUAACAGGAUGCUUACAGAAACAAAAGAGAAGGUUAAAGAAUUGGAUGACAAAGUAAAAGAAGAUUUGAAAAAGGCAAAGGAAGGGGUCGACCAGGCAAUAUCGGGCUAUGUUAAACAGCAGGUUAAGGCGGUAAUUGACGCUAUAAAGGCGGCCGAUGCCUCUUUCAAUGGUAGGGGUGGUAAGGGUGUUCAGGGCUUGCAGAAAGUGAGCGCAUUGAGAGACGCGCUUUUGAAGGCCGGUGAAGAAUUGAAAGCAGACCUGGAAGGUGCCUUGAAUUUUAUCAAUUUGAACGAUGAGACUAAACCCGAUAGUUGGAAAACGGACGACUCAAAUCCCAUCAUUGCCGCACUCAAAAAAGACCUCAGCAAGGCAGUCGAAAAUAGAUUUGUCGGAUAUAUGGAGAAAGACAUUAACGUGGGAAGUAUCAUGCGCCAAUUCACUUCAACGAAGGGAGAGAUUUCCAAUUCGCUAGACAAUAUUAUAAAUGUGGCCUCCGGGUUUAGCGUCCAAGAAACGAAAAACGAACUUGGCACAAUCUCAACCCAAAUCACCGACAAUCUCAAAAGACUAGCCGAUGAGUAUGCGGAUGCCGGCAGGUAUAUUAAUCGUUAUUUGUAUGAUUUAAAAAAUGACCAUAUAGGUGCUGUUCUCAUGGCACUUAGGAACAAAACGGCACGUUAUAUAAUCGAUAAAGUUAAGGAUAUCAUCACUGGCAUAAACUCCUCCAUCGCCAUGGUAGGGUACCUGGAAAAUGCACCAGGUCAGGUUGACGCGAAGAAAGAGGAAGUUAAAAGACUUAUGGACCAAUUAAACAUUCGUAUACAGGGAAUAUUAGUACAAAUACAAGAACUAUCGACCGCCAUAAGUGCUGCCGAUAAAGUGCUAUUCGAAGCAAUGGACGUAGUAGACAAAUCAGUUCGCUCAGCGCAAAACGUUACCGAACAUGCCGUUGACCAACUCCGAAUCGAACUUGCUUCCAUCACCAAAAAAUCUUUUGACAUCGUGACUAAUUCCGUCCACUCCCUCUUCUCCGCCUCCCACGCCGCCGACCUCCAGGCCCUGCGCGCGCUCGUCGACCAGCAACUGCGGGAAGUGCAAACAAUAAUCGCGCGGGACGCAGUCACGGGCGUGAAGGGGAUGCUGAAGACGCUGAGUGGUGUUGCCAUUGGUGCUAAAAAUAUGAAUUUCACUGAUCCAAAUAAUCUGCUUAACAAGCUUAAAGAGGCUGUGCCUUCUACAACUCAGAAGCCUACGACCCCUCUGUCGGCUGAAGAUUAUCGUAAACACUUUAAGGAGUUGGCUUUAAAUUUCAAGCUUUAUCUCGACUAUGUUCUAGAUUACACAGGAGACCAGGUAAAAAAUCCGCCGGCAAAUGAAGGUCAGCCGUUACUUCCCACUGAGCAAUCUGCCAAGAUUGUUAAAAUUCAAGAGGGCCUGAAAGCUUUACUUUAUCAUCUUGGUUACUACGAUGAUAAAUUACAAAACGACGAUCCGAAGAAAAAACGUGUACAUAUUUUCGACCAUGAAUUCUCCUCAUUACUCGCCUCCCUUUCCUCUUCCAUCUCCUCCCUCUCCCCCUCCACGUUCCACGGCUUCCACAACCCGCUGCUCCUCGACGCCCUCAAGGCCGGCAUGACGCAAUUCACCGAGCAACUCGGACACGCUUACGUGAAUACAUACAGUGGUAGAAUCCCUAAAGAUAUCUGGGUGACGCAAGAGCAAAAACUUAUUGACGGCACCCCCAAAACUAUAAAAGUCCUUUCAACCGAGGGCCGCAACUGCGCCAAGGUCUGCCUGACCAUACUGGAGAUGAUGAGUGAAGACUUGGCAUAUUUGAAAGAAAAAUGUGAUACGAAAAAUGGCCCUUGGAAACAUAACACAAUAUGCGAAACAGACGAAAAUAAGACCAAUAAACUCGGACUUUUUUUCAAGAAUCGUGGCUUCACCAUUCCCAGUGGUGAGGGUUCCAAGCAAGAUGGACAGUUGAGAUGUAAAGGCGAUAUGACAGGUGGGCAUAUUUGUCAAAAGCUUGAUGACGUAAUAUCUAACGCCAAGGAUGAUGAACAUCUCAAGGCGUGCAAUGCAACAAAGGAAAAUGAAAUUAAGUUUAAUGUCAUCGGUAUCCUUGACUGCCUACUCAGUCACCUUCAUCAAUAUUACAAAGUUAGUCACAUCUCUUCAUUCGCCGCCAAAAAGUCACCAUGCUCCGUCUAUGAGAUGCUCUCCUGGUGCUGCGGUCUGGAGUAUAACAGUGCUUACGAGAAGCUUAAGCAGCAUUGUCAAAAGCUUUGUGAUGAUGAGAAAGACAGCCAUUUAAAAACUAUACUCUCCAAGCUUCACAAGGACGGUUUGCCGUAUCUAUCUAGCAAUUCACGUAACUUGCUAACCGCUAUCCUCGGCACAGGGGAUGAACACACUACGUACGCCUCCGAUUUUUCUACCAAUUCCCUUUCGCUCAAAUACCCUGGCAGUGGAGCGGAGUGUCUUGACAUGCUUCUCGAUAUUCUCCGUCGUUUGUUCCUGCCACUUAGAUUCCUGGACGCUCAGUGUAGUCUAUCAAACAAGCAUUAUGGCUGGGCCAAUUGCCAAUAUGGCAAGGACAUCGCUCCAGUCAACUGGCCAUGCAAGGACCAUUCAACCAACAAACCAAAUGGACAGUCAGCGUCUAAACCAACUUGCCAGGCAAAUGACCAACCAAAUGGUCAACCAAACUGCCGACCAACUUCACCUUUAAUGUCCUACUUAAAUGAUUGCUUGCCGGGUCACUUGCCGCACCAGUUAAUCGAUGCCGGUUGUAAGUCAUCGUGUUCCACCUGUAAGACAGCUGCACGCGGCGUGCCUUGCUUGACGCCACUUGGCUUCAGAGGUUUCUCUGGAAGUACGCGCCUGGGCAAAGAGCUAUGUAACGUGCUGACCAAAUUGCUCGAUGACGCUGACCUCAGAUCCAUAUUCUGCCUUAAACCGAAAACGCCGGCUUCGCUCCCAGAGCACUUCGGUUUUGUGUUAUCGUUUGUUAAGGAUUGGAAUGACGGUAAAAAUUCACAUAAAAACUCUAUCGAAAAUGCGUUUGAGAAUUCUAUAAAAAGCCAAUCUAUUGAUCUGUAUAAGAACACCGCAGAACUUACCAAUGCACUGCGUGACGCAUACCGUAGUAGGCAUUACAAUUAUGCUGAUAAUAGUCAUCGUCCUCUAUAUGACGAUUUAUCAAGUCUUUCUAUGACAUCGUCGUGUAGUGACCCUAUUAAAAAUACAUUGUGCGCUCCGUAUCUGUCAUCGCUAUCCUGCGACUCCAAUUAUUACCUGGCACUGAAGCAUUCCAACACAUACCUCUCAUGGGCCAUAUACCUCCCUUGGACAUUCUGGGAUCUACUCAACAAUCUGUACAAUGCCUUCUGCUCUAUCACUUGUGCAGAUUGGGGAUGCCGUGGAUGUCUCAGAGGAGACAAGUGCAAGAGUGGCAAGCAUGGUGUCGUUGAGGAUGAGAAGAAACAAGAUGACGUUUGCCAGUGUGAUUCCAUAGUCCAGUGUAAAGGAGUAUCAUCCACAUUCUACCAGUAUGGAUUCAGCUUCGGCGAGGCGUCGACGUUGAAUAGUGGUAGCACAGCGAAGAAGUGUAAGGAUUUCUGCACUCAAUUAUAUAAGGUGUUACAUUCUGAUUAUUUUGUUAAGCUGUUCAAGGAGUGCGACAAUUUCCUAUGGAAAAUCAGGGAACCUUUCAUCUGGAUAUUGUUGUCCCUCUGGUCGCUGUCGCUCCUGUACCUGCUGCACAUCGCCGUCGUCCGCCUCGACGUCCUGAGGAUACGCUCCCACCUGAGAUCGCCCUCAAGCCACCGCAUCGCCGCCCAGUCGCUGCUCGCCGCCGCACGCGUCAGGGCACUCGCCAACAUCAAGUACUUCUCACCAUAA